This is a messenger RNA of Benincasa hispida (wax gourd), 480 nucleotides long. The record is from RefSeq and is a predicted model, not a curated record. NCBI's taxonomy places the organism in Eukaryota, Viridiplantae, Streptophyta, Magnoliopsida, Cucurbitales, Cucurbitaceae.
AUGGACUUUGAGCAAAUUCUCAAUCUCUUCGAUUUAUUCUGGUUCGAGAGCAAAAUCUUCAACAAACACCCCUUUUCGAGCAAAGAAAUUGCGGGAGCGGAGUCGAGGAGGAGGCUUAGAGGGAGAAGAAUGAGGGGAUGGGAAAGUAGGAGCCUUUUGGAGCUGGAAUUAGAGGAGCUGAAAGGGUUUAUGGAUUUAGGAUUUGUUUUCUCCGAGGAGGAUAAAGGUUCGAGCUUGGCGUCCAUAGUUCCGGGGUUGAAUCGAAUAGGAAAAAGGGAAGAAGAAGAAGAAGAAAGAAAGUUUUGUAGUGAAAUUUCGAGGCCUUAUCUUUCAGAAGCUUGGAAGGCUAUGGAGGAAGAAGAAGACGAGGAGGAAUUGAAGAAGUCAUUGAUGAUGAAAUGGAAGUUUCCUUCUAACCAGAUGCAUAUGAAAGUACAUCUCAAAUGGUGGGCUCAUGUUGUUGCUUCAACUGUUAGAUGA